Messenger RNA from Purpureocillium takamizusanense, 974 nucleotides. RefSeq names its product Cysteine dioxygenase. Gene Ontology annotation, biological process: L-cysteine catabolic process. The transcript has 3 exons. NCBI's taxonomy places the organism in Eukaryota, Fungi, Ascomycota, Sordariomycetes, Hypocreales, Ophiocordycipitaceae. Gene Ontology annotation, molecular function: cysteine dioxygenase activity; ferrous iron binding. The record is from RefSeq and is a predicted model, not a curated record. The coding region runs from base 78 to 731 and encodes 217 amino acids.
CAAACACCCAUCAUCGUGUCAAGUCAUACCAAGUAGCAGACCUUGACAUCAUCCAUCAUAGCAAGCAAGCCUCCAACAUGGCCAUCGACCUGAUCCCAUCCAUCCCCGUGACCUCCGCCGCCAAGGACGUCAAGCGUGCCCCUCUCGCCAACCGCUUCGACGACUUGGUCCUGGCGCUGAAGGAGGCCCUUGGCCCCUCGUCGGGUCUGACGUCGGACGACGUCAACGUCGAGUUCCUCACACGCCUCAUGACCAACUAUGAUAGCCAGCCUGCCGAGUGGUCCCGGUAUGCCUUUGGCGACGCCAGCAGGGGCUACACUCGUAACCUCGUCGACGAGGGCAACGGCAAGAGCAACCUGCUCGUCCUCGUAUGGUCUCCAGGCAAGGGUAGCCCGAUCCAUGACCACGGCAACGCCCACUGCCUCAUGAAAAUUCUGCGUGGUGGCCUGACCGAGACUCGCUACGCCUUCCCGGAGGAAGGCGAGCCCGCAGGCCCCAUGAAGGUCAUCUCGGAGAAGACAUAUACAGAAAACGCCGUGGCUUACAUGGCCGACGAACUUGGACUGCACCGCAUCUCCAACAACGGAAGCGACUUCGCCGUCUCGUUGCACCUGUAUACUCCGCCCAACGUGGCCAAAGAGGGAUGUCACAUCUUCGACGAGAAGACGGGCAGGAGCAGCCACAUCCCGGGCUGCCACUACUACUCAGCGUAUGGCCGGCUGCUGAAGUAGUAGGGCGUGGCGUCGAGGCGGUCCAGUAUCCUCGAGCCAUGGUGGCUGUAUCGGCGUUGAUGCAUUCGUCCUUUGAUCUUGUAGCGAGUUUUGUCCUUUCAUUCCGUUUCCUUGUGUUGUCGAGUACGGCGAGCCUGACGAGGCUUCUCGGCUGGCAGUGUGGGGCCCAGGCAUAAGCGAUGGCAAAGAGGCCAAGUGCCGGAUUUUGGCAACGAAGUCAUGAUAAAUAGGGUACAAAAUGAA